UCGUCUGGGUGGAGUGAAGUUCAGACAUGCACUAUAACAAAUUAGCCAAGAGGAGCGCGUAAUGGCUGAGUGAGAAAUACUAAGAGAUCUGAAAAUACAUCUCAUCACAAACCCAUCCAGGUCGUUACAGAGACGUUUACAGACACUGAGCUGAGAUGGGUGAAGUGAGCGAAGAGUCGCUGCUGGAUUAUUUCUACUCCACCGGAGGCAACUCAGGCAGAGUCAAAAAUGCAGACAUGCUGAAGACAUUUAAGCCUUUUAUUGGCCAUAGUGACUUGCAGUUACGUGCUAAAUACAGAGAGGAGUUCAAGCUCAUCAUUGACCGGAUCGCUGUGGUGAAGUCAGAGAAUGGUGAGAAGUACCUCGUCCUAAAGAAGAAAUACAGGCAGUUGCUGCAGGAGCGCGACACCAAACAUCAACAUUUGAGCCCAGCCAGGACAACGGCCACUGCACAGUGGGACGCAACGGACGCCUCGACGACGACGACGACGACGACGAAGACCUCUCCUCCCCACCACAAGGAACAACAGGAUGAGCUGAUGUCAUGUGGGGAGCCCGAGGGUGCUGCAGAGGACCAGCAGACAGGAGCAGUCACUCCUCUGCAGCCUCCCAUCAUCCGUAUCCAGGUACCCUCAGUGCAAAGCAGCGCGGAGGAUGAGCUGGACAAAGAUUCAGGGUCAAAGUCCGAGUCGGAGCAGGACGAGGAGUGUACGGGCAGCAUGGGCUCCGCUGCUGUGGCCCUGGAUCCUAUAGAAAAGGAGUGGAUCUACUCUGCUGCUGGCGCUCGAGUCCCUGACCUCUCUCAGCUGCUCAGACAGGACCCCUCGCUGGCGAACAAGAAGGACUUCACCUCAUUUACAGCUCUGCACUGGGCCGCCAAACAUGGCAACCAGGACAUGGCCUCUCUGGUGAUGAAUGCUGGUGCUGACGUCAACACCAAAUCACACGGAGGGUACACACCUUUACACAUUGCAGCGUUACACGGUCAUCAACAUAUUCUCGACCUGCUCAUAGGGACAUAUGGUGCCAAAGAAAACUUGAGGGACUACAGCGGCCAUCUUGCCUGCCAAUACCUAAACAUCAAAGAGACAGAGGGUGUAGAGGAAGAGUGCGAGCUGCAGUUUCAAGUCACUCAGGCCCGGGAGCGGAACAGGAACAGGAAGCUGGUAUCGUUGUUCCACUCCAAGAAGAAGUGGGGCUCAGCAGAGGAGCUGGCUCCAAUAGAGGAGGAGAGGACGGCGUCACAUCAGCUCGUCCUUCCUCCGUUCAGACCCAGAAAAUUCUCCCGCUGAGGAAGAACAGACGCCAGGGACGAUUUCUGACUUAUACUAUAUUGACACUUAAUGUAAACACCCCCGUAUAUACCAUGGAAGUAUUAAUACUGUAUGUGUAUAUUUAUUAUGUACGUACACACACACACACACACACACACACACACACACACCGACACUCAUUCCAUUCAUACACACCUAAUCGCACAUGCUUGCUGACGCACCUGAAAGCUCCACGUACUGAAUACAGAUGCUUUAACUUGAAUUGGAAGUGUUGCAGGUGAUGCUACGCUUAUACAUGUAUUAUCAAUAGUUAUAAUCACCAUAGAAGUGUUUCUCAAAGCCUUUUUAAUAACUGUUGCUAAAUGUGACAUAUGCCUUACAACUUCAAAUGAGCUCACAGCGAUUCUUUAAUCUCGCCUUUGCGUUAAAGUGAGCAGUGACCAAAUCAUCUACGUUCACGUUUACUCUGGAGGAGCUGGAGGAUAAAGCUGGUGAUAUUCUAUAUUUGUGUUACUGUUAGUUUGUCUCAAAAUGAGUCACAAAUAUGUUGGACACUGUAGUUUUUAGUAAACAGGAGUAAAUUGUGGAUUUGCUGGGGCCUGUUUUGAGCCACACUCGGUGUUGUGAUGUCGUAGUGAGUAUUUACAGCAACAGGACGGUGUAUGUGGCAUUAAUUCAAAUUAAACUAGAGUCCAUGUUCAUCGUAACGGAGAGACAAGUCUCCCAGUGCAACAGUGUGGCUCACUAAUGUCGUUUAGAUAAACGAGCACUAAUAAAAUAUAUCAGACAUUGGAUAUAGAGUUGAUACUUGGUAAAAGGGUCGAUUCAUUGUUGGUUUAGUUUUUUUUUUUCUCGUAGAUAUAUAAUAUCACCAGACCUCUCCUUUAAAGGAUCAUACUGGGGGGUUUGUAUGUUGUGGCCCGAUACAAAAGAAAAAAGAAAAAUUCCAAAAUGCAUCUUUAGUACUUAAAUUAAUUUCCUAGAUUCUACACAGCCACUGAUUUAGAUUAAUACGCCAAUAUAGUAUUUAAAUCCAUCUACAGAGACAUUCCAGUGAUCCUAUUUGCUGAAAAUUUGGUAUUAAUUCUGUAAUCGAUUAAUUAUUUUGAUCGAAUCAAAAUUAUACUGUCAUCUAAUGGCAACUUUUAAAAAAGUCUUCCUUGUUGAUGCAUUCAAAUGCUACCAGGAAACUGCAACAUCUGAGACUGAGACUUGAGAUACAGCUGCUUUACUUCACAGAUUCCUUUCCUUUUUUUAACCAAAUGUGUGUUUGUUUAUUGUUUGUUGUGGGUUUCUGAGCGGGGAUUUAACUUUAUAAAUAAGUAAGCCCAUGAAGGCACCAGCAAGGAACCCAACUUACAACUGAAUCAUUAUGACAAGCAACAGAGUAGUAAUUGAUGAAGUAAUCGAUAAAUAAAUGUGAAAUCUUUGCUGUGAUUUAUUAGCUAUUUCAAGCAAGGUUUCAUGUACAAUGAAGGUGCUCAGUCUUUAUACGAGUUUAUUUUCAUUCUGUUUUUGGAAAGUUGAAAAUCUUGAUUCUAAAAAGUGACAUUAUACUUUGAAAAUGGUUAGCACUGGUGUAAAGUGUUUGUGAUUAGUUAAUGGGCUUAAACAUAUAAAACCAUUGGUGUGUCUUUAAAUCCAGGCCACUGAGACAUUCCACAAAAAAAGGAUGCAUUAAAAAAAUUUUUUUAAAAAGGGUAGUUUUUGUUUUUAAUCAGCAUUUCAAACAUUACUACAAGGCUGGAUCAUGUUAUGCUUUAUGCCAAUUAGCAGUUAGCAUGUCUGUCAUAUCACUUUUGGUUAUUGACAGGUUGUGAUGGUUUUUUUGUUCGUCUGAUUCAAGACUCAUCUGCUGAUUUUCAAUUCAUUGCAGCUCUGUUACCGAGUUCCAGUUCCCUUGAAAACUGAUUGUAUUUUAUUUUGUAUACUAAACCCAGUGAAUCCGAGUGUUAUUUUAAACCUUUGCAAAUCGACUUUUGCACUGUUCCAGUGUGAAUCUAUGUCUUCUGGUUUAUUCUGCCAGUUUGUUUAAAAGGGCUUUUGUAUUGUUCAUUAUUUUCAUAUGUUGUGGACGAUGCCAAUUAUGUAAUCUAAAGAACCAGCCUCCAUUACAUCUUUUGCACAAUAUUUAUAUAAUGAAGAUAUUUUGGUAUUAAACUGUAUUUUAU
Molecule: messenger RNA, 3445 nt
Organism: Seriola aureovittata
Lineage: Eukaryota; Metazoa; Chordata; Actinopteri; Carangiformes; Carangidae
Product: ankyrin repeat domain-containing protein SOWAHB
Exons: 13
Coding region: 156-1292 (378 amino acids)
Molecular function (GO): protein binding
Source: RefSeq, a predicted model, not a curated record